Cordyceps militaris CM01 is the source of this 876-nucleotide messenger RNA. RefSeq lists its product as uncharacterized. The transcript is spliced from 6 exons. The record is from RefSeq and is a predicted model, not a curated record. Bases 1 to 876 code for a protein of 291 amino acids. Gene Ontology annotation, biological process: mycotoxin biosynthetic process. Lineage: Eukaryota; Fungi; Ascomycota; Sordariomycetes; Hypocreales; Cordycipitaceae.
AUGAAGUCAGAGGAUACAGGUACGCGGGCUUCCACGCCGACCAUCACCGAGGAGCAAGAUUGGAACGCGAAAGAUUCCGACGGCCUGUUGAAAUCCAAAGAAUGCAAUGAGAGACAUGUCGUCAAAGAACCGCGUCUCUUGCAGAGACAGAUUUCUGCCAAAUUGCAUCUGGCGAUUUUCAGCUUUUAUAUUUUGACCUUACUCGGCAUGGGAGUUCUGCUCGGAAGAAGCUGGAAAAUUGCGAAGCGGCCUUUUCUAUACUCGCCCGCAAAUGAGGCCGUCGAAUAUUACAUCGGCGAGUUCUCGGACGGCAAUGACCCCCACGGCAAGUUCGUUGGGGAACCUCGACCUUCACUCGAGAAGGCUUGGACAGACCUGCUAGGACCCAUGAAUGUGCGGCUAUCACUGGAGGAUGUUCAGGCGUUUGGUCGUGAAUCGACAGCGGUCGGGAUGUCAGAUGGCAGCGGCUAUCUCGGCACGUUGAACGUGUAUCAUGAGUUGCAUUGUGUGAGAUGGCUUCACAAAUACAUCUACCAAGAUGAGUACUGGCCCGGGCUGGAUGAUGAGCAACGACGAAAGAACAAGAUCCACAGCAACCACUGCCUGGGUACUCUGAAAAGUUUUGCCAUGUGCCACGGCGACGUCGGCCUCGUCAUCUACAGCUGGCAAAAAGAUGUGCUGAAGCCGGGGGCCAAUGGUACAGGACACACUUGCGUCAACUGGGAAAAAAUAUCACAAUGGACCCGGGAACGAACCGUCGACGUGUAUGAACCGGGACUGAUUAUCCAUCCACAGCUCGGGCCGGCAUACACCGGAGGACAAAAUGAUAAAGAACAUAUAAAUGGAGCACUGCAUUCACAUGGAAGCCGUACAUAG